Messenger RNA from Pterocles gutturalis (yellow-throated sandgrouse), 1342 nucleotides. It is a transcript of the gene DEGS1, whose product is annotated as delta(4)-desaturase, sphingolipid 1. Gene Ontology annotation, biological process: ceramide biosynthetic process. The transcript is spliced from 2 exons. The record is from RefSeq and is a predicted model, not a curated record. Gene Ontology annotation, cellular component: membrane. Bases 25 to 888 code for a protein of 287 amino acids. Gene Ontology annotation, molecular function: sphingolipid delta-4 desaturase activity. NCBI's taxonomy places the organism in Eukaryota, Metazoa, Chordata, Aves, Pterocliformes, Pteroclidae.
AAACAUCCAGAGAUAAAAGCGUUGAUGAAGCCAGACUACAACUUGAUCUGGGUGGUUGUGCUGAUGGUUCUGGCGCAGUUGACUGCAUUUUAUCUAGUUAAAGACUUGGACUGGAAAUGGGUGAUCUUCUGGGCAUAUGUUUUUGGAAGCUGUAUUAGCCACUCCAUGACCCUGGCUAUUCAUGAGAUCUCUCACAAUAGUGCCUUUGGGAACAAGAAAGCAAUGUGGAAUCGAUGGUUUGGAAUAUUUGCUAACCUCCCUCUUGGUCUCCCAUACUCCAUAUCCUUCAAGAGAUACCACAUGGAUCAUCAUCGUUACUUAGGAGGCGACGGAAUUGAUGUGGACAUUCCUACCAACUUUGAAGGCUGGUUUUUCUGCACCCCUUUUAGGAAGUUCAUAUGGAUUGUUCUUCAGCCUUUUUUCUAUGCAAUUAGACCUCUCUGCAUCAAUCCCAAACCCAUUACUCGACUUGAAAUAAUCAAUUUGUUGGCUCAGCUUUCCUUUGAUGUUGUGAUAUAUUAUUUCUGGGGAGUCAAAUCCACUUUUUACAUGCUUGCUGGUUCAGUACUUGGACUUGGGUUGCAUCCGAUUUCGGGACACUUCAUAGCUGAACAUUACAUGUUUUUAAAAGGAUAUGAGACUUAUUCCUACUAUGGGCCACUUAAUAUGCUCACUUUUAAUGUUGGCUAUCACAAUGAACAUCAUGACUUCCCCAAUAUUCCUGGCAAAAACCUCCCACUGGUGAAGAAAAUAGCAGCUGAAUACUAUGACAACCUGCCACAAUAUAACUCAUGGAUAAAAGUACUGUAUGACUUCGUGAUGGAUGACACAAUCAGCCCAUAUUCACGUAUGAAAAGGCAUUUAAAGGGUGAAGUGAAACAAGAUUAAACUUCCGGCAACUAAAAAACUUUGAAAUGUCUGCUUGCUUUAAAGUGGCUGGUAUAAGGUCUCUUGCUAAAGAUGCUCACCAGUGUCCUGAAUUAAGAUCUACAGCAUCCUUCAGGAUUUUGUAGCAGAUUCCUACCAGCUAUAACAUUCCUUGCAGUCCUCAAGAUUUAUUGGUUUAACGUGUUUGCCCAAGGAUCAGUGUUAUAUGCAUAAUGCUAAACCACUUUGUUACAGAAUUUACUUUGGUAGGUGUUAAGUCUAUAUAAAAUAUCUGUUAAUAUUUCAAAAGUUCUCAAUGUAGUAUACUGCCCACAUAAUGCUGUUUAGACAACUGUAGUGUUAAAAUGCUGUACUUACCUACUACUUCUAAACUAAAUGAUUUCUGAACUUAAACCUUCUGUUGAACCUGUUUCCUAACUUGUGGGUGGAAGAACUGAAUUUGCACUGAAAUGUU